AUGGUUUCAUCUCAAGUUAGAUUUGCUUUGCUUUUCACAACGGCUAGCUCCAUAAUUACCCAACCUAUCACAGGCAAGGGUCCUCAUUCAGGACACAUGGUGUUCACACCCGAGGGGCCGACAGCGCUACCGCUGCUGUUCAUGCCGCAUGAUGAUGAUUCGCUGUCUCCAAUCUCCUCGGGCCCUCUUUCACCACUUUUUAGGUGCUCGCACCUGAUGAGUUUUGAUCUCAUACCAUCUACCCCUCCACCCACCGUCUCGCUCGAUACUGGAAAAGGUCAAGAACGGGAGCAUUAUCCCACUUUCAACAAUCUAGUCGCGAGGAUGAGGGAAUCUCCUGGUACUUUGAAUGCAGCAUCAGACCUACAAACAAUUGCCUGUGACAUGGCAAGGUUUGCACUCGAUGAGUGCGACGAGUCUUUUGAGAAUGUUUUUGUCCAUUGCGAAACAAUGGAUAAAAACACAACCAUUAAGUAUUACAUGCAGGGUCAGGGAGGACAUCCUCAACAGUACCUAUAUCCAGAUAUUGCCCUGUCUUGCUGGGGAACCGGUACUGAGUUUUCCUAUCACAUGUGCGACCGGAGCACGGUCGACCUCGCCCAUUUCCAGUGUGGUUCCUUGGCAAUCCCUCAUCGCAAGCACGACCCGAUUGUGAACCAGCGUUCUCGACAACAUUACGCUUCGUGGACUGUCAACGACAUACCCAACAAAGUCUCGACGCCGGAACGGACGGAUUCACCACAGGUUUGA
Molecule: messenger RNA, 750 nt
Organism: Lentinula edodes (shiitake mushroom)
Lineage: Eukaryota; Fungi; Basidiomycota; Agaricomycetes; Agaricales; Omphalotaceae
Exons: 4
Coding region: 1-750 (249 amino acids)
Source: RefSeq, a predicted model, not a curated record